UUCUCUCUCUCUCUCUUUUUUUUUUUUACUGCGUCUUCACUUAAAAGAGCGAAAGUAAUCGGACUCUCUUUUCGUUGUGUUUUCCUCUCUAUCUUCUCUCUCUGAUCGCCGGCUCUCGAUUCUUCUAUCGCGCUCUCUGCCGGCGAGAUCUCCGAUUAGAAAUUCAGCCAUUUCCUUAGUGAUCAAGCUAAAUCUUUAUGGGGACCGAAAAUCCUAAUCGUCCAAACUAUCCAUUAAGACCAGCUGCAACACCCUUUGCUUCUCAUCAAUCUUCAACACCUUUCUUGUCGUCUGGUCCUGUUGUUGGAUCAGAAGCACCUGUCUUUAGGCCUGGACCUCCUGCGGCCUCGAAUUUUCAAGCACCUCCCUUUUCUGGAGGACCUUUGGUUGGAACGGAGGCCCCUGCCUUUAGACCCCCUCCAAGUAGAUCUAAUGAAGUGGUCCGCCCACCUCCUCCACCAUCCUCUUAUGGCCCACCUACUUCAGGAUUUCAGAGUUUCCCAAACCCCCCAGUGCCCUCAGCUGGUAAAGUACUACCUCCUCACAUCUCUCUUACAGGUCAGCCUGCUAUAGCUCCACCAACCAGACCUCCUCCAGGUUCUGCUUCUCUUUUGUCACAGCCCCAGCCACCUUUGGUAUCCAUGGGAUCUCCGCCUCAAAGCAUAAAAACUGGACAACCUAACCCAAAUAUCCCUCCUCCUGCAGCUCAACACUUCUCAGCUCCCAGGCCAAGUUCCCAGCCUUCUUCCCCACCAACUGGGACAUCUUAUGCAGCUGGCAGGGGUACCUAUCCAGGGUAUGCCAAUAUGCAACCAAAUUCGGCUCCCCAAGCUCCAACUAUGCAGCCUGCCUCCUUUCAAUCGCAACAAGGAGGUUAUGGUCCACCUAUGCAGCCUGCCUCCUUUCAAUCACAACAAGGAGGUUAUGGUCCACCUGUGCAGUCUGCCUCCUUUCCUUUACAACAAGGGGGCUAUGCGUCACAAGCGCCUCCAACUUCUCUUCUAGCUCAACAAAGAGGUUAUGCUCCUGUUCCACCUGUUUCAACUCCAUCUGGCCUCUAUCCUGGGAACCAGUUCCAGCAACAUGGCAUAGCACCUCCAGUUGCUGCCCAACACGGUUUGGCUGAAGAUUUUAGUUCACUCUCUCUUGGAUCUGUACCAGGAUCGUUUGAUGCAGGACUUGAUAUCACAGCCUUACCAAGGCCAUUAGAUGGUGAUGUGGAACCCAAGUCUUUUGCUGACAUGUACCCAAUGAAUUGUAAUUCUAGAUUCUUGCGACUAACAACAAGUGGCAUACCAAAUUCUCAAUCAUUGGCAUCGCGGUGGCAUUUGCCUAUGGGGGCUGUUGUUUGCCCUCUGGCAGAAACUCCUCCAGGGGAGGAAGUUCCAAUAGUUAAUUUUGCCACAACAGGAAUCAUUAGAUGUAGAAGGUGCCGUACUUAUGUGAACCCAUAUGUCACAUUCACAGACAAUGGCAGAAAGUGGAGAUGCAAUAUAUGCUCAUUGCUAAAUGAUGUUCCAAGUGAGUAUUUUGCCCAUGUGGAUGCUAGCGGCAGAAGAGUUGAUUUGGAUCAAAGGCCUGAACUAAUAAAGGGUAGUGUUGAGUUUAUCGCUCCAGCUGAGUAUAUGGUCCGCCCUCCAAUGCCACCACUGUAUUUUUUCCUCAUCGAUGUAUCAAUAUCUGCUGUUAAAAGUGGAAUGCUCAAGGUUAUGGCACAAACUAUUAGGUCUUGUCUGGACAGCUUACCUGGUUCUACACGAACACAGAUUGGCUUUAUAACUUAUGACAGCACCAUACAUUUCUAUAACAUGAAGUCAUCAUUGGAGCAGCCUCAGAUGAUGGUUGUCUCAGAUUUGGAUGAUAUAUUUGUUCCAUUACCAGAUGAUCUUCUAGUCAACUUGUCAGAAUCUAGGGGUGUGGUGGAGGCAUUCCUUGAUAGUUUGCCCUCCAUGUUCCAGGAGAACAUGAAUGUUGAAUCCGCAUUUGGUCCAGCUCUCAAAGCCGCAUUCAUGGUUAUGAGUCAACUUGGCGGUAAAUUGUUAAUCUUCCAGAAUACUCUACCAUCUCUUGGUGCUGGCCGCCUGAAACUGCGUGGGGAUGAUAUUCGAGUUUAUGGGACAGAUAAGGAGCAUACUUUACGGUUACCUGAAGAUCCAUUUUAUAAACAGAUGGCUGCUGAUUUCACUAAGUAUCAGAUAGCUGUAAAUGUAUAUGCGUUCAGUGAUAAGUAUACAGAUAUAGCAUCUUUGGGAACACUGGCAAAGUAUACUGGUGGCCAGGUGUAUUAUUAUCCAAAUUUCCAGGCUAGUAUCCAUGAAGAAAAGUUGAAACAUGAGCUAACUAGAGAUCUUACAAGAGAGACUGCAUGGGAAGCGGUCAUGCGGAUAAGAUGUGGAAAAGGAGUACGUUUCACAUCUUAUCAUGGGAAUUUUAUGCUAAGAUCCACAGACUUACUCGCACUUCCUGCCGUUGACUGUGAUAAAGCUUAUGCAGCACAGUUGUCUCUUGAAGAGACACUGUUGACUACCCAAACUGUGUACUUUCAAGUUGCAUUAUUAUAUACAUCAUCUUCUGGAGAAAGGCGUAUUAGAGUACACACUGCAGCUGCUCCAGUUGUUGCAGAUCUAGGAGAGAUGUACCGCCUGGCUGACACUGGAGCAAUUAUUUCUUUGUUCUCCAGGCUAGCAAUUGAAAAGACUUUGUCAUCCAAGUUGGAAGAAGCUCGGAAUAGUGUUCAACUUCGUAUUGUCAAAGCUCUAAGGGAAUAUCGAAAUCUUUAUGCUGUUCAACAUCGCUUGUCUGGAAGGAUGAUCUACCCCGAGUCACUAAAAUUCUUACCAUUGUAUGCACUAGCAUUGUGUAAAUCACUACCCCUCCGUGGUGGGUAUUCUGAUGUGCAGCUUGAUGAGCGAAGUGCAGCUGCUUACACCAUGAUGGCUUUACCAGUUAAAAGUUUGCUGAAACUUCUGUAUCCUAACCUGGCUCGUGUGGAUGAGUGUCUUGUAAAAACUGAAGAAUUUGACAUCAAAAAGAGGCUUCCACUAACUAUAGAGAGCUUAGACACCAGAGGUCUCUAUGUCUUUGAUGAUGGUUUCCGGUUUGUCGUUUGGUUUGGCAAAGCGCUUUCACCUGACAUAACUAAGAAUUUGGUCGGGGAAGAUUUUGCCACAGACUUCUCAAAGGUUAGCCUUUCCCAAGGAGACAACUACAUGUCUAGAAAGAUAAUGGAGAUUCUUAAUCAAUAUAGGAAGAGCGAUCCAUCAUAUUUUCAGCUAUGCCAUCUUGUGAGGCAGGGUGAUCAACCUAGAGAAGGUUUCUUUCUACUCACAAGUCUUGUGGAGGACCAGAUUGGUGGUGCCAAUGGUUAUGCUGACUGGAUGUUACUGCUUUAUCGGCAAGUCCAACAAAAUGCAUAAUAAUUGGGGAGUUUGAUCUUAUGGUCAUGUGAAAUUUUUGAAGCAAACAGUAGCUCAGCCCUCAAGUUGAUGAAGGGAAUGCUUUUGAAGGCAAAUAAGAAAAGAAGAUAUAGAUGGUGAUGCUGUGUCUGUAAAUUGUGGAUCACCCGAUCUUGAGAUGAAAUAUGGUUUUGUAUUGGAAAUGGAUUCAGGAGUAGCAGAUAGCUAGCAGAUCGGCCUUUCCUCUUGGUGUUAAUAGUUCUGGAAAAUGCAUCCAUUAAUUAACUAUUAUAUUCAUCACUCUUUUCGGUUGGAACUGGUUUUUUGGGUUUAUAGAUUUUUACUUUUCGGUGUAAUCUCAUGCCAUUUUCUUUUUGUAAUAGACGACGCCCUUUUUAGAUGGAUUUAGGGAUGUGUAUUUAGAUUAUAUUCUUUAAGCAUUUUGGUUGUAUUUGGGAUAUGCCUCGCUUGUUAAUCUUUUGCCUUGUCUAAUAUUAGUAUUCUUUAAAGUUGAGACAA
This is a messenger RNA of Salvia miltiorrhiza (redroot sage), 3914 nucleotides long. Its product is annotated as protein transport protein SEC24 A-like. Gene Ontology annotation, biological process: endoplasmic reticulum to Golgi vesicle-mediated transport; intracellular protein transport; COPII-coated vesicle cargo loading. The record is from RefSeq and is a predicted model, not a curated record. Bases 198 to 3416 code for a protein of 1072 amino acids. NCBI's taxonomy places the organism in Eukaryota, Viridiplantae, Streptophyta, Magnoliopsida, Lamiales, Lamiaceae. The transcript has 14 exons. Gene Ontology annotation, molecular function: zinc ion binding; SNARE binding. Gene Ontology annotation, cellular component: endoplasmic reticulum exit site; COPII vesicle coat.